Neomonachus schauinslandi (Hawaiian monk seal) is the source of this 1281-nucleotide messenger RNA. RefSeq names its product histone-binding protein RBBP4-like. Gene Ontology annotation, molecular function: histone binding. Gene Ontology annotation, cellular component: NuRD complex; nucleus; ESC/E(Z) complex. Lineage: Eukaryota; Metazoa; Chordata; Mammalia; Carnivora; Phocidae. Gene Ontology annotation, biological process: regulation of gene expression. The transcript has a single exon. Bases 1 to 1281 code for a protein of 426 amino acids. The record is from RefSeq and is a predicted model, not a curated record.
AUGACCGACAAAGACACAGCCUUUGAUGAUGCAGUAGAAGAAUGUGUCAUCAGUGAAGACUACAAAAUAUGGAAAAAGAACACCCUUUUUCUUUAUGAUUUGGUGAUGACCCAUGCUCUGGAAUGGCCUAGCCUAACUGCACAGUGGCUUCCAGAUGUAACCAGACCAGAAGGGAAAGACUUCGGCAUUCAUCGACUUGUCCUGGGAACACACACGUCAGAUGAACAAAACCAUCUUGUGAUAGCCAGUGUGCAGCUCCCUAACGAUGAUGCUCAGUUUGAUGCUUCACACUACGACAGUGAGAAAGGAGAAUUUGGAGGUUUUGGCUCAGUUAGUGAAAAAAUUGAAACAGAAAUCAAGAUCAACCAUGAAGGAGAAGUAAACCGGGUGCAUUAUAUGCCCCAGAACCCUUGCAUCAUUGCAAGAAAGACUUCAUCCAGUGAUGUUCUUGUUUUUUACUAUACAAAACAUCCUUCCAAACCAGACCCUUCUGGAGAGUGCAACCCAGACUUCUGUCUGCAUGGACAUCAGAAGGGAGGCUAUGGACUUUCUUGGAACCCAAAUCUCAGUGGACACUUACUUAGUGUUUCAGACGACCAUACCAUCUGCCUCUGGGACAUCAGUGUUGUCCCAAAGGAAGGAAAAGUGGUGGAUGCGAAGACCAUCUUUACAGGACAUACAGCAGUAGUAGAAGAUGUUUCUUGGCAUCUGCUCCAUGAGUCUCUGUUUGGGUCAGUUGCUGAUGAUCAGAAACUUAUGAUCUGGGAUACUCAUUCAAACAAUAGUUCCAAACCAAGCCACUCAGUUGAUGCUUACACUGCUGAAGUGAACAGCCUAUCUUUCAAUCCUUAUAGUGAGUUCAUUCUGGCCACAGGAUCAGCUGACAAGAUUGUUGCCUUGUGGGAUCUGAGAAAUCUGAAACUUAAGUUGCAUUCCUUUGAAUCACAUAAGGACGAAAUAUUAUUCCAGGUUCAGUGGUUGCCUCACAAUGAGACUAUUUUGGUUUCCAGUGGCACUGAUCGCAGACUGAAUGUCUGGAAUUUAAGUAAAAUUGGAGAGGAACAAUCCCCGGAAGAUGCAGAAGAUGGGCCACCAGAAUUGUUGUUUAUUCAUGGUGGUCACACUGCCAAGAUAUCUGAUUUCUCCUGGAAUCCCAAUGAACCUUGGGUGAUUUGUUCUGUAUCAGAAGACAAUAUCAUGCAAGUGUGGCAAAUGGCAGAGAACAUUUAUAAUGAUGAAGAUCCUGAAGGAAGUAUGGAUCCAGAAGGACAAACGUCCUAG